AUGGCGGCCGAAAAUGUUAGCACGGAUACCGUGACCUUCGAGGGAAAGGAGUUCAGGACUGUUACGGAGGGAAAGGCGACAAUUCUGGUCCCGCAGGGUGCUAAGAUUGGUGAAGAUCGCGGGGAGGUUCAGCAGGUCUUCUACAACCCCAUUCAGCAGUACAAUCGCGAUCUGUCCGUGCUUGCCAUUAAGACAUACGGAGAGAUGUCCCUAGAGAAGAGAAAGGAACAAUAUGAGUCAAGGAUGAAGAAGCAGGGCAAGAAGAGAAAGCGCGGCGAUGAUGUUCAAAAGCCCACCGAGAAUGGUGCGAACCCCCCACCACAGGAUGAGCCGCAAGCGACCGAAGAAGCUGCAAAGCCUGCCGAUGCCGAAACCGCUCAACCAAAGAAGGAGUAUAAGCCCUCUUUCCGCAUUCUGGACGCCCUCUCUGCAUCAGGCCUCCGAGCCCUCCGAUACGCUCACGAGCUACCAUUCGUCACCUCUGUCAAGGCCAACGAUUUGUCAGAUACAGCUGCAGAGUCCAUCAGGAUGAAUGCCAAGCACAACGGACUUGAGGACAAGAUUACUGUUACCCAAGGCGAUGCGCUUGCGCUCAUGUACCGUGGAAUUGCGGAUGAUCUAUCGAACAGGGAUAAGGCAGGAAGUCCAGGCAAGGCCAACAAAUUUGAUGUUAUCGAUCUUGACCCUUACGGUACCGCUGCGCCCUUCUUUGACGCUGCUGUGCAGUCCGUGAAAGAUGAUGGUGGUCUACUUUGUAUCACUUGCACGGAUAGUGCGGUGUGGGCAGGACACAGCUACUGCGAGAAGACAUUCGCGCUGUAUGGCGGAAUUCCUAUCAAGGGCAUGCACUCUCACGAGGCUGGUCUACGACUUGUUUUGAACGCCGUGGCCACCUCUGCGGCCCGUUAUGGCUUGACGAUAGAGCCUCUCCUCUCGCUCUCCAUCGACUUCUACACCAAGUUCUUCAUCAAGGUGGUCAAGUCGCCCCAAUCGGUCAAGUUCCUUGCUUCUAAGACCAUGCUGGUGUACAGUUGCGACGCUGGUUGCGGUGCUUGGGAAACACAGCACAUGUUGAGAAGCAAACCUUCUCCUAAUAAGAAGGGCAGCGGUGCCUUUUACAAGCAUACUAUGGCACAAGGUCCUUCCGCCGACAGACAUUGCGAGCACUGCGGACUGAAGAUGCACAUCAAUGGUCCUAUGUAUGGUGGACACAUCCAUUCUCAAGAGUUUAUCGAGAGACUCCUCGAGCAGAUCCCUAGGGCCGAUCGUUCCAUUUACGGUACGAUGCCCAGACUUGAGGGUAUGCUGCGAACAGCUCUCGAGGAGAACCUACCAGGCCCUGAGGUCAAGGAACCCGUGGACCCUAAGGAUGCUCAGCUUGCAGCUAUCGACAACUACCCCUUCUUUAUUAUCCCCAGUCGCUUGGCCAAUGUAGUGAGCUGCGUGACACCCAGCGAGGAUAUGGUUCGAGGAGCCUUGAUUCAUUUGGGUUACCGUACCGCCAGAAGUCACUGCCGACCUGGCAGCAUCAAGACAGACGCUCCUUGGUCUACAAUCUGGUGGAUCAUCACAGAAUGGAUCCGUCAGAAGUCACCCAUCAAGGAAUCCAGCAUCAAGAAAAACUCGGCAGCAUGGAAGAUUCUGACUGAUGCUGGAAUUAUCGGACAAGAGAAGCCCGAGACUGUCGAAGAGGCACCUAAAGAUGACUCUGCAAUGGAAGGCGUGGAACAAGAAACUCUCGCUGAACCCGCCGCAGCUCCUUCUGCAAACGCGCCAAACGGAGAAGAUAACGCUGUUCUCAGCGAAAUGGAGCUACGCAAGACUCUUGUUUUUGACGAGAGCCUGGCACGCCUUGCGCGCAGAAAGGGAGAGCAGAAGUUGGUGCGAUACCAGAUGAACCCAAGAGAAAACUGGGGUCCUCUGGCCAAGGCAGCCCGCCGAUGA
Fusarium coffeatum is the source of this 1944-nucleotide messenger RNA. RefSeq lists its product as uncharacterized. Lineage: Eukaryota; Fungi; Ascomycota; Sordariomycetes; Hypocreales; Nectriaceae. The transcript has a single exon. Gene Ontology annotation, cellular component: nucleus. The record is from RefSeq and is a predicted model, not a curated record. Gene Ontology annotation, biological process: tRNA N2-guanine methylation. Gene Ontology annotation, molecular function: RNA binding. Bases 1 to 1944 code for a protein of 647 amino acids.